Molecule: messenger RNA, 477 nt
Organism: Helianthus annuus (common sunflower)
Lineage: Eukaryota; Viridiplantae; Streptophyta; Magnoliopsida; Asterales; Asteraceae
Product: glycine-rich cell wall structural protein 1-like
Exons: 2
Coding region: 1-477 (158 amino acids)
Source: RefSeq, a predicted model, not a curated record
AUGGUGGGGUGUCAGCGGUGGGUGUUGGAUGGUUGUGGCAUGGGCGGCGGUGGCGGGGUGGGUGGCAGUGGUCGAUGGUGGUGGCGGGUGGUAGUCAUGGUCGGCGAUGGUGGAGGCGUGGGCGGCGGUGAUCAGUGGUGGUGGUGGGUGGCGGCGGUGGGCAGCGGUGGUCUGUGGUGGCAGGCGGUGGUCGAGUCGGCAGUGGCGGUGUUCGGUGGUGGCGCCGAUGUUCAGUGGCGUAGGGUGACGGAGGCGGUGGAUGGCGGUGGAGGCGACGGGGGGUGGCGGUUGUCGGUGGCCGGUGUUGACGGUGGUGGCGGUUGUUGGCGUUGGCGUCGGUGGUCGGUGGCGGAGGGUGACAACGGGGGUGGUCGGGCGGUUACACGAGGUGGCGGUGGCGGGUGUUGGCAACGACGGUGGGUGAUGGUGGUGGUAGGUGGUGGUAGUUGUGGGCGGGAUGUUAAUGAAGAAGGUUAA